Messenger RNA from Cyclopterus lumpus (lumpfish), 5812 nucleotides. RefSeq names its product FYVE and coiled-coil domain-containing protein 1-like. Gene Ontology annotation, biological process: plus-end-directed vesicle transport along microtubule; positive regulation of autophagosome maturation. Gene Ontology annotation, cellular component: lysosome; autophagosome; late endosome. The record is from RefSeq and is a predicted model, not a curated record. NCBI's taxonomy places the organism in Eukaryota, Metazoa, Chordata, Actinopteri, Perciformes, Cyclopteridae. Gene Ontology annotation, molecular function: metal ion binding. The coding region runs from base 105 to 4523 and encodes 1472 amino acids. The transcript has 18 exons.
CCGCCCCUCAACUGGUAGCAAGUUUCUGCUGUAUCGCCUCCAAAUAGGACACUCUGGACAGUUUUACACAUCAAAUUUCCUGACUGAACUCCCCUUACCCCACCAUGGCCUCCUCCUCAUCAGUUGGAGAUAAUCAACUGCAGAGGAUAAUCAGAGAUCUGCAUGAUGCAGUGUUUGAGUUGAGUAAAGAACACAACGAGUGUGGUGAACCCGUAACCGAUGACAGCGCCAACCUGCACAAGUUCUUCUAUAAACUAGAAUACUUGCUACAGUUUGACCAGAAAGAGAAGACAACCUUUCUUGGUCAGAGGAAAGACUACUGGGAUUAUUUCUGCGACUGCCUGAUUAAGAUCAAGGGAGCUAAUGAUGGCAUCCGUUUUGUUAAAUCCAUCGCUGAGUUGAAGACCUCACUGGGGAGAGGAAGGGCCUUCAUCCGCUACUCACUCGUUCACCAGCGUCUUGCUGACACACUGCAACAAUGUUUUGUAAACCAGAAGGUCACAAGCGAAUGGUACUAUGCCCGGAGUCCCUUCCUUAAGUCUCAUGUCACUGCGGACAUAAUCAACCAUCUUUAUGAGCUCAACCAGAUACAAUUUGACGUGGCAGCCAGAGGUUACGACCUUGAUGCAGAUUGGCCAAUCUUUGCAAGGCGAACUUUAGGUACCGCCUCACCAGCUUUUGGGUGGAGGCCUCCCAGUCGCUGCUCCAGCAUCAACAGUCUCGUUAGCAGCUACUCACACUCACAGGUGCAGGAGUUUGUCCCAAUCUCAGACCUGAGUCACAGUCUCCUUGGUGAACUGGAGGAACUGGGGGAACCCUCUCCUUGCAGUAUUGCAGAGAACCUGCGCAUUGAGCUCGACCAGUCCGAGCUGAAACAGCAGGAGCUUCUGGUACAAGUUCAGGAGUUAGGGAAAGAGGCUUCUGAGCUGAAAGGUGUGGUUAAGGACCUUGAAGGCCAGCUAUCAGCAGCUCAGAAGUCCUCUGCAUCUACAGCAGCCCAAAGUAACCAAUUAACGGAUGAUCAGGAGAGAGCAAAUCACCUUCAAACCAGUCGAGAAGCAUUGAUCAGUGAACUUAAAGACAGACUCGCAGCUGCUGAGAACAAAAAUAUGGAGCUUUUCUCUAAGUUGGACGAGACUCUUAAAGAAAAGGGACAACAAACCUCUAGCUACUGUGACUCAGCCUGGAAAAUCCAGGAACUCCUUGAUAAACUCAAGGCAGUGGAGGAGGAAAGAGUGGAGAUGAGGAGGGAGGCUGAGGACAGGGCCAGGCACUCUGAGUGUCUUUCCCGGGAACUAAAACUCAGGGAAGAAGAGUUGAGGAACAGUGAGGCACAGCUGGCUGAAGUAAGAUCCGGAGCCCAUGACGAACGUGAGGCGGCGCUCACCCGGUUGGAGGAGCUCCAAAGUGCAGUUGGUCGAAUUCAGGGGGCGCUGAGUUUGAAAGAGAAAGAGACAGGGAACUUGAGAGCCCAGCUUCAGGAUCUACAAGCAUCACUGGAGUGCAGAGAACGAAAGGCGGAGGACCUGAGGAAAAGACUGCACGAGGAGAGGGACGAGAUCGAGCGGAGAUGUAGCAGGAGUCGUAGCCAGAAGCAGGAACUUGAGAGCCAGCUCCUGGAUGUAAGAACAGUUCUAAAACACAGAGUGAAAGAGCUCACCUGUAGUUCAGAGAAAAUCAAGCAUUUUGAAGAGCAGUUGGAGAAGCUAAAUGUUGAGAAACAAAGCCUGAGCGCUCGACUUGCUGAUAAGGAAGUUGCUUCCUCUGAGAUCCAUGAGGAGUACAAAACCAAAUGCAGCAAUCUUGUGGAAAUAGUUAAGAAGAGCGAGGGGAGCAUUACAGAGCUGACUGAGAGCAGGACCGCCUUGUUAGACCAGCUAGCUUCUUUCAGGGCUUCUGAGAAGCACUUAAAGGGCCGAGUUGAGGCUGCAAAGAUGUGCGUGGACGAUAGGGAGAAGAAGCUUCUCGAUGAAAACCUGCAUUUGGAAGAGAUUUCCCAGAAGGCGCUCGUCCAAAAGGAAGUAUGUGAUGCUCAAAUAAAGAAGCUAGAGCAUGAGAACAAGGAGCUUCUUGAGGUCCACUCCUCGGUGAAGAAACGGUUGGCCACAACUCAACAGGAACUGGACUCACUUACUGCCAAAGCUGCACAGUUGGACAAGAGCCUCCUUGUGUCCCAAAGAAGCCAAGCAGAGUUGCUUGAAAAACUCCAGGAAACUGAGACUCAACUGAGAGACCAGACUGUUGAAUGUGGGCAUCUGCAAGCCAGAGCAGAGGAGCUGGAGAGCAGGACUGUGGAGCUUCAUGCUGAAAAAGGAGCUGCAGAAAGCAAUGAAAAAAUGCAGAAACUUCAUGAUGAACAUCAGAAAUCCUCAGUGGAAACCAAAGAGGCCCCUUUCAGGCUCGGUAUAGCUGAGGCUCAACUGGAGCUCAACCUAAGGGAGGUGCACCAGCUCCAGGAAGAGGUGGUGAAGCUCAGGGCUCAGCUUCUAGCGGGAACUGAGGAGCGGAUGAAGGUUCAGGCACUUCAGGAGGUGACUGAGUCCUCCAGAGAUGACCUCCGUGUCUUAGCAGAACAACUCAAAGCCCAGGUAGAGGAGCUAAACCGCCGGCAUGUGGAGGAGAUUCUCCGUUCCCGGGAGCGAGAAGAGGCUCUUCUCCGGGAGCGUGAUGGUGAGGCUCAGGCUCGAGCAGGUCUUGCUGCAGAGGUGACGUCCUCCAGAGAGGAGCUCAAUAAACUAAAGAUGCGUUAUGAGGCCCUGUGUCUGGAGAACAGUGAAUCCAGGGAGGCGCUCCAUAGAGCCAACACAGAAACAGCUGAACUCGGUGUGCAUGUGUGCAUGCUGACUGCUGAGAACGAAGAGGCUCGUCUGCGCUGGGAGGGCUUGUCAACAAGGCUGCAAGAGUUGGACAAGGAGGCGGCUCGGGAGGCAGAGAGGCUGAAUACCUACACGGAGCAGCUGAAACGGGAGAACCAACGACUCCUCGAUCAGCUCCAUAGCGAAGACGGGUUGGUGGCAACCGAGCAGGAGCUGCAGGAAAAGCUCAGCAAGACCAAAGAGGAGGCUGAAGCUCUGCUGGAGACGAGCAAAGAGGAGAUGCAGGCAAUCCGAUUCCAGCUCAGCAGCCAAGCCAUGAGUCACAGCAGCCAGCUCCAGACUGUGAAUCAAGAGUUACAGGAUGUGAAAAUAAAGUUGACGACUGAGCGGGAGAAAGUGGUCGAACUGGAGAACAAAUUCAAACAGCUCGAGGCUGAGAAUCAGAGAUAUUGCCAACAGAUUGAGGAGAAAAACAUCCAGAUGGCCGAUUCUGAAAAUCUCAUCCAGCAGAAAGAAGACGAGAUAAUCCAUCUGAAAGGGAAUUUAUCAAGGUCUGAGGAUGGUCUAACAGCGGCUCAGCAGACCUGUCAUGAGAUGAGUGAAAACCUACGGAGAGUCACACAGGACAAACAGAGCGUCGAUCUUAAGACGAGUGCUGAACUCGAUGAUCUUUACCGCACCAAAAUCAAUUUGGAAGAAAGGCUUGUAGAACUUAUCAGGGAGAAAGAUGCAUUAUGGCAGAAGUCCGAUGCCCUGGAGUUUGAGCAGAAACUGCGGGAUGAGGAGACGGAGAGGGACGUCAACUACUGUCUGGGCUGUCACAGUCAGUUCAGCUGGUGGCUCCGCAAGCACAACUGCAGACUGUGUGGGCGUCCCUUCUGCUACUACUGCUGCAGUAACACAGUGAGCACCCAGCAGGGCGGCCACAGAGAGCGCUGCUGCAGCGACUGUUACAACCAGCACAGUGCAGUAAUUGAGCGCCACCCACAGGAGGAAGUGACUCACAGCACACCAGGAUCACCUUUCAGUCGUUUGCUGCAGGCUGGGAGAGCUGUGACGAUUGGUUCAGGAGCAGAUGGAGGUGACAAGCCAAAUGAUGGUGUUUUUGACAUCAUCACAGAGGACGAGGUGAGCGGCGUCUAUGACAGUGAUUCCCUCUCUUUUGCCACCGCCUGCUCUCCUGGACACGGACAGCAGAGGGCAGCACAACUAAACAGCAGUGCAGGAGACCUCACAUCAGAGGAUACUGAGGAAUUCGGUGCUGCAGUCCAGGAUGCAGAGAUCUGCCUGCUAAAGUCUGGGGACCUCACGCUCUCCGUCCUCUUCACAGUGGAUGACAUCUCAGGGUUUGGGGACAGCUCCCGAGAGCUCUUCGUCAAGUCCAGCUGUUACAGCACUAUCCCCAUCUCCAUGAGUAGUCCUGGUCCUACGGUCUCCUGGACGUUUACCUCUGAACCGAAGAGCAUCUACUUCAGUGUGGUCUACAGGGAGAGUACAGAGACUCCCCUGGAGCAGGCCAAGGUCCUGAUCCCGCUGACUCGCUGCAACUCCCACAGAGAGACAAUCCAGGGGGAACUGAAAGUCCGAAACGCUGGAGAAUACACGCUUGUCUUUGACAACUCUUUCUCCAGGUUCAUCUCAAAGAAAGUGCUGUAUCAUCUGAGCCUAGACAAGCCUGUCGUCUACGAUGGAACUGACCUCCUCUGAAGGAGACAGGAAGCAGAAGCAGGUGUGAAGCUGGCUGUUGACAGGCAGGCUGUUUAAGCCCAUGCACAUAGUUUCAAGGCAACUGGGUCAGAGUCCACUGAUGUGCACCGACCUCAAUGCCUUUUAGGAAAAGUAAAACAAUGUUACACUAUUGAAUGUGAGCAUGCACUACCUUUUAUUAAAGCCGGACAUUGUAGCUGAUUAUUUAACAUUAAGGGUUCACAAACCUCCCUUCCGAGAUGAUUUGUGGAUUGUUGCAUAUUUGAAUGUGAAGAACUUGUUUGCCUGUGCACAUCCAGGUUUCUCAGCACCGACAGAUGUCGCUCCUGUGGGCAACAUUUGUCGAAUCAAGUAAAGCUGCAUUUUCAUUCGUCAGCAUGAGGUGCAAUUGCUUGAUACAUCAUUGUUUGUUUCCAUUAUUUGCCUCGUCUCAUAAAGUCAGACUACUGUCUUUUAAAAUGGGACUAAUGUGCUCCCUGCAGUGGCAAAACUACAAAAGAACCAGACUGAAAUAUCUGUUUUUAAUCAUCUAGGGAAUUGAAUCUUAUUGUUUAAUAUGUGACAAAUAAUGUGACAUUGAUUAACAAAUAUAUAUAUAUAAAGAUGCAUUAUUGCCAUGAAUGAUAUCCUGCUUAUUGAUUGCAACAUUAUGGCCUAAUACACCUUGAGUUAUUUAACAGAGAACUACCCAACCUGGUAUUUUCAACAAUGAAAAUAUCACACAUGAAUAAGACAUUGAAAAAGUGAACAAAUUGAACUCUAAACGUAACUGUUCUUUGUACUUGCUUAAAUUCUCCAUCAGCACAUUCGUAAGUAUUUCAUGUCACCAAAUCUUUAAAUCGGGGUCUUGAUAUUGUGUUGUUGCAGAAUUAUUGGUGGAGAAACUGUAACCGGUUUCAAAGUUAAUGCUCAUUCAGUCGGUACGGUGUCUUCAAGAUUGUUGCCUUCUCAGCUGGUGAAAUUGCAAGAAAUGAUGUUUGUUCUUUGUGUUGCGAUCAUGAUGAAGCAGAAUAGGAAGAAGCGGGACUUCUGCGAAAGCUGCAAUAACGCCACAUCGUUCGGCUUUAAUUGUCUUCAGGAAAUGGGCUUUAAUUCAGUGCAGUUUGUAAUGAUUGCAGUUGAAGAUUUCUAUGCAUGCAAACACGAAUGUGCAUAUUUCCCAGAUUUAACCCUCAAGGGGGAACAACAGGAGCACAAAAUGUAGAUGUCAGUGUUUUAAAUAUUUAGUUUUUACUUGAAUCGUUUUGACCAACGGUGAAGAUUUUGUAAUAAACUUAGUGAAGAGAGAA